This is a messenger RNA of Knipowitschia caucasica, 3711 nucleotides long. Lineage: Eukaryota; Metazoa; Chordata; Actinopteri; Gobiiformes; Gobiidae. The record is from the annotation of a GenBank genome assembly.
AUGGUGUGUGAGAGGCACUUAUCUUCAGAGGACGACACAGAAGGUUCAGUGCAGGAGGUCGGAGGUCGGGUCAUGGACGGUCUGCUCCAGUUCCUGCUGCAGAGGCCUGUGUUCCACUCAAGUCAAGUGAGUCACUGGGUUCACAGACCUGGGCUCCUGCUGCUGUUCGGCCCCAGGGAGGAGGAGGCAGCGAAGGAGGAAGAGGAGGAGGAGGAGGAAGAAGAGGAGGAAGAGGAGGAGGAGGAGGAGGAGGAGGAGGAGGAGGAAGAGGAGGAGGAGGAGGAGGAAGAGGAGGAGGAGGAGGAGGAAGAGGAGGAGGAGGAGGAGGAGGAGGAGGAAGAGGAGGAGGAGGAGGAGGAGGAGGAGGAGGAGGAGGAGGAGGUGAAGGAGGAGGAGGAAGAGGAGGAGGAGGAGGAGGAGGAAGAGGAGGAGGAGGAGGAGGAGGAGGAGGAGGAGGAGGUGAAGGAGGAGGAGGAAGAGGAGGAGGAGGAGGAGGUGAAGGAGGAGGGGGGUUCUCCCUUCUCUCUUAACUUCUGCAUUCGUGGAAGUGCAGGGAGGAGACAGGCCGACAGGGAGGAGCACAGACUGUUGCACACACACACUCAGCCUGACAUGGCACUGCACUGUCGGGGAACUAGGACUAAACCACAGAGCGUGUCCCAGAGCGUGUCCCUGAGCGUGUCCCAGAGAGUGUCCCAGAGCGUGUCCCAGAGCGUGUCCCAGAGCGUGUCCCAGAGCGUGUCCCAGAGAGUGUCCCAGAGCGUGUCCCAGAGCGUGUCCCAGAGCGUGUCCCAGAGCGUGUCCCAGAGCGUGUCCCAGAGCGUGUCCCUGAGCGUGUCCCAGAGCGUGUCCCAGAGCGUGUCCCAGAGCGUGUUCCAGAGCGUGUUCCAGAGCGUGUCCCUGAGCGUGUCCCAGAGCGUGUCCCAGAGCGUGUCCCAGAGCGUGUCCCUGAGCGUGUCCCAGAGAGUGUCCCAGAGCGUGUCCCUGAGCGUGUCCCAGAGAGUGUCCCAGAGCGUGUCCCUGAGCGUGUCCCAGAGCGUGUCCCAGAGCGUGUCCCAGAGAGUGUCCCAGAGCGUGUCCCAGAGCGUGUCCCAGAGAGUGUCCCAGAGCGUGUCCCAGAGCGUGUCCCAGAGCGUGUCCCAGAGCGUGUCCCAGAGCGUGUCCCAAGUGUCCCAGAGCGUGUCCCAGAGCGUGUCCCAGAGCGUGUCCCUGAGCGUGUCCCAGAGCGUGUCCCAGAGCGUGUCCCAGAGCGUGUUCCAGAGCGUGUUCCAGAGCGUGUCCCUGAGCGUGUCCCAGAGCGUGUCCCAGAGCGUGUCCCAGAGCGUGUCCCUGAGCGUGUCCCAGAGAGUGUCCCAGAGCGUGUCCCUGAGCGUGUCCCAGAGAGUGUCCCAGAGCGUGUCCCUGAGCGUGUCCCAGAGCGUGUCCCAGAGCGUGUCCCAGAGAGUGUCCCAGAGCGUGUCCCAGAGCGUGUCCCAGAGAGUGUCCCAGAGCGUGUCCCAGAGCGUGUCCCAGAGCGUGUCCCAGAGCGUGUCCCAGAGCGUGUCCCAGAGCGUGUCCCAAGUGUCCCAGAGCGUGUCUCAGAGCGUGUCCCAGAGCGUGUCUCAGAGCGUGUCCCAGAGCGUGUCCCAGAGCGUGUCCCAGAGCGUGUCCCAGAGCGUGUCCCAGAGUGUGUCCCUGAGCGUGUCCCAGAGCGUGUCUCAGAGCGUGUCUCAGAGCGUGUCCCAGAGCGUGUCCCAGAGCGUGUCCCAGAGCGUGUCCCAGAGCGUGUCCCAGAGCGUGUCCCAGAGAGUGUCCCAGAGCGUGUCCCUGAGCGUGUCCCAGAGAGUGUCCCAGAGCGUGUCCCAGAGCGUGUCCCUGAGCGUGUCCCAGAGCGUGUCCCAGAGCGUGUCCCAGAGAGUGUCCCAGAGCGUGUCCCAGAGAGUGUCCCAGAGCGUGUCCCUGAGCGUGUCCCAGAGUGUGUCCCAGAGCGUGUCCCAGAGCGUGUCCCAGAGAGUGUCCCAGAGAGUGUCCCAGAGCGUGUCCCUGAGCGUGUCCCAGAGCGUGUCUCAGAGCGUGUCUCAGAGCGUGUCCCAGAGCGUGUCCCAGAGCGUGUUCCAGAGCGUGUCCCAGAGCGUGUCCCAGAGCGUGUCCCAGAGAGUGUCCCAGAGCGUGUCCCUGAGCGUGUCCCAGAGAGUGUCCCAGAGCGUGUCCCAGAGCGUGUCCCUGAGCGUGUCCCAGAGCGUGUCCCAGAGCGUGUCCCAGAGAGUGUCCCAGAGCGUGUCCCAGAGAGUGUCCCAGAGCGUGUCCCUGAGCGUGUCCCAGAGUGUGUCCCAGAGCGUGUCCCAGAGCGUGUCCCAGAGAGUGUCCCAGAGAGUGUCCCAGAGCGUGUCCCUGAGCGUGUCCCAGAGAGUGUCCCAGAGCGUGUCCCAGAGCGUGUCCCAGAGCGUGUCCCUGAGCGUGUCCCAGAGCGUGUCUCAGAGCGUGUCCCAGAGCGUGUCCCAGAGCGUGUCCCAGAGCGUGUUCCAGAGCGUGUCCCAGAGCGUGUCCCAGAGCGUGUCCCAGAGAGUGUCCCAGAGCGUGUCCCAGAGCGUGUCCCAGAGCGUGUCUCAGAGCGUGUCCCAGAGCGUGUCCCUGAGCGUGUCCCAGAGUGUGUCCCAGAGCGUGUCCCAAGUGUCCCAGAGCGUGUCCCAGAGCGUGUCCCUGAGCGUGUCCCAGAGCGUGUCUCAGAGCGUGUCCCAGAGCGUGUCCCAGAGCGUGUCCCUGAGCGUGUCCCAGAGAAGAGUGUCCCAGAGCGUGUCCCAGAGCGUGUCCCAGAGCGUGUCCCAGAGAGUGUCCCAGAGCGUGUCCCAGAGAGUGUCCCAGAGAGUGUCCCAGAGCGUGUCCCUGAGCGUGUCCCAGAGAGUGUCCCAGAGCGUGUCCCAGAGCGUGUCCCAGAGCGUGUCCCUGAGCGUGUCCCAGAGCGUGUCACAGAGCGUGUCCCAGAGCGUGUCCCAGAGCGUGUCCCAGAGCGUGUUCCAGAGCGUGUCCCAGAGCGUGUCCCAGAGCGUGUCCCAGAGCGUGUUCCAGAGCGUGUCCCAGAGCGUGUCCCAGGGCGUGUCCCAGAGAGUGUCCCAGAGAGUGUCCCAGAGCUUGUCCCAGAGAGUGUCCCAGAGCGUGUCCCAGAGAGUGUCCCAGAGCGUGUCCCUGAGCGUGUCCCAGAGUGUGUCCCAGAGCGUGUCCCAAGUGUCCCAGAGCGUGUCCCUGAGCGUGUCCCAGAGAGUGUCCCAGAGCGUGUCCCAGAGCGUGUCCCUGAGCGUGUCCCAGAGCGUGUCUCAGAGCGUGUCCCAGAGCGUGUCCCAGAGAGUGUCCCAGAGCGUGUCCCAGAGCGUGUCCCAGAGCGUGUCCCAGAGCGUGUCCCAGAGAGUGUCCCAGAGCGUGUCCCAGAGAGUGUCCCAGAGUGUGUCCCUGAGCGUGUCCCAGAGCGUGUCUCAGAGCGUGUCCCAGAGCGUGUCCCAGAGCGUGUCCCAGAGAGUGUCCCAGAGAGUGUCCCAGAGCGUGUCCCAGAGAGUGUUCCAGGGCGUGUCCCAGAGAGUGUCCCAGAGCGUGUCCCAGAGCGUGUCCCAGAGAGUGUCCCAGAGCGUGUCUCAGAGCGUGUCCCAGAGCGUGUCCCAGAGCGUGUCCCAGAGCGUGUCCCAGAGCGGCUGCUGCAGGAUCAGCCGAGGGCCUCUCUCUCUCUGUGCAGUGACAAAGUAG